AAACAUUGAUAUUAGUAAUUGAAGUUAAGAGGAAACAUGUUUUAGGAGAUAUCAAAGAACAAACUUUUCCUGAAUUUUAUCGAACAAGUGAAAAGACAAGAAUGGUAAUCCAACAAAUUUACAACUAUAUUGGAGAAAAUGAACUUAGAUAUGAAUCAAAAUAUCCACCAGUACUCAAGGCAUAUGCUUAUAUAACUCAACAGGCAAAAAAGGAUCAUAAUUCCCCUCACCAACUUCAGAUACUAGUACAAGUUCAUGAGGGUAAUAAUUCAUAUGUUUCUCGAUCACAGUCAAAAUUAUCUUCUAGCCAAUUGGCAAAUCAACAAACAACUUCCAGCACACCAGUGUACCAACAACAAUCACUUCCUCAUCAGCAGAAUUUUAGCUUUGCAGGCUUUAAGUUUAAGAGCAUACUAGGUGAAGGACGAAGUGGAAAAACACUCCCAUGCAAUUUUCAUGGGGAUACAAUUGCUUUGAAGAGUGUAGACUUAUCAAAAGCCCCACCAUAUGUUUUGGAAGAAAUGCAGAAAGAAGUAGAGAUUUAUAAAGACCUUGCUGAUAUCCAAGGCAAGUAUAUCCCAAAGUUGGUGUGCUAUGGAUAUUAUGGAGGAGGGAUGAGUUUUGUUAUUGGCAUGACCAUUGUUGGUACUAUGUUGUUUUAG
Entrophospora candida is the source of this 662-nucleotide messenger RNA. The record is from the annotation of a GenBank genome assembly. NCBI's taxonomy places the organism in Eukaryota, Fungi, Glomeromycota, Glomeromycetes, Entrophosporales, Entrophosporaceae.